Messenger RNA from Larimichthys crocea (large yellow croaker), 2444 nucleotides. It is a transcript of the gene hhla1, whose product is annotated as HHLA1 neighbor of OC90. The transcript is spliced from 15 exons. NCBI's taxonomy places the organism in Eukaryota, Metazoa, Chordata, Actinopteri, Sciaenidae. The coding region runs from base 446 to 1909 and encodes 487 amino acids. The record is from RefSeq and is a predicted model, not a curated record.
GUCACAGACGUCAGUUUAUCAGAGGAAAGUUACAGGAUGUUGAUUUAAAAUCCUGCGUCACAAAGGAAGCUGAGUUUAGAUGUCACUGUACCACCCACACUGUUUGAUUGACAGGUGAGGUGUGGUAAAGAACGAAGCAGAAACACUCCGAGUGUGUGUGAGGGUGAUAUUUCUUGCAGUGGAGCUGGUGGAGCUGGUGGAGUGGGUUAGGGAUCAGUGCCCAGCCUGCAGCCAGACACCGUGUUUUGUUGUCGAGCUGAGCGAGCUGCCAACCUGCUGCCAGCCUGUGCUGUUCAGAGGGGAGGAAACAUCGUCCACUCCUUAUCUGACCGAGGUGUGUGAUACACUGGGCGAGGUUUCAUGCUGCAGCACUGCUGCUGCUGCUGCUGCUGCUGCUGCACACUUUACAGCCGGAUUCAAGGAGCAGCGUUGCUUCAUCGGGGUGAUGGCGUGCUUACAGAGGGCCAUGCAGCAUCCACGCCUCUGUGUCACCUUCUGUGUGUCCACCAUGUUACUGCUCAUCGUCUUCAGCCAAGCGUUCAGGGACAGACGGCAGGACGAGAGACACAAAAGAGACAUCGUGGACUCCACAGAAAUCCCAGCAGAGCACAUCGACCCAGCUGCCAUCGACCUCACUCCCCUCGUCAAUACUUUAAUAAAUACGAGCCAAUCGGGCUCCCGUCAGCUCUUCUCCCUCCUCAGCGUGACGUCCUACAGCUCUCUGGCUCUCCAUAAACUCACCCUGUUGGUCUACAACAUUUCCAGCAUUAAGAAUUUAGAGAGCAGCACGUUCAGGAGAAGAUUCUGCUACUGCGUCACCAACGAGACCAACGACCUGACAGACUUCACGGCCAUCCUGUUGGACGUGAUGGGAAACUCGACGAGUUACCUCCACGAGCUCUUUAAAUCUGCCUCCAUCUUGUCAGUAAGCCAGAGGAACAACUCAGACUGUAUCUACAUCUGUGUGAUGGCGGGUAAGAUGGGCAGAGAGGUGUCCGAGCUGUGGGAGUUCGACUCCAUCACUCCACUCUACAACCAGACCAUCGUGGAAGGACCACACAGAGUGGGUAACCUCUCCUCCAUCAGACUGCCUGACGAUUGGCACCACCUCCCCACCAAUCUGAGUCACAUCGCUCCGUCUGGGAUGAGCUCCAUGUUAACCAGCAGAGUCCAUUCUACUGCACACGUUUCACCAACAGGUGUUGAUGAAACAGUCGCUAUAACAGCAAAGAUCACCACUGCCCGUCCGCCCGCAACGUCUCGACAACCUACAACCGUCAUGUCUCAGAGUCAAACUACAGCGGGCGGACGACCGCACGCGACGACGAAAGCUGCAGAAAAAACAGCAACAAUGAUUUCACAACCAAUCAUAUCAACGCAACCAGCAACCACCCUGCGAGUCACCACUGCAUCCGUCACUACAGCUGCAGCUCCAACCACAGCGAGACCUCGAACGACCCGACUGACCACCGCCUCGACCAAAGCCACCACGUCCUCACCGGUUCUCAGUCUGACCCGGCUAACUACAGCUACAACAAGGCAGCUCACAGUUCAUCCCACAGCAGGACCGACGGGACCUCUCAGCAGGAGACCUACAACCUCCAACACACCUGUGGAGCAACCAGGUUGUCCUUGGAGAAGGCCGGAGCUGACGGACGCCUCGUUCUCCGGCAGCACGACGACCGUCAGCGCUCACAAGCUGCAGCCGUGCGUCCUUGAACUCUGCAAGUUCUUCGCUCAGUGCAUCUGCAGACCCUUCGGCCGCAAGGCGCGCAAGAAAAGAUACUGUGACAACAGCCAGGUCUGGUAUGAAAAACACACAUCUGAGGUGUGUCGGCGGGUCAGGAGAAUCUCCUUCUCCAGAAAUCUGAAACAGAGAUGCCUGACAAAGAUGUGCAAUAAACUGUGACCACAGUGGAAGCAGAGAGACACAAAGAGCUGUUCAUCAUCACAGGAAGUGACUGCAGAUGAGUAACACGUCUGGAACAAACAGAACCAGAACAUACCGGACAAUCGAACCACGAGACAUCUCCGUAAUCUGACAUGUGUCACUAUAAAGUAUAAUAAUGUAGUUAUCGUUAGGGCCGAGGAGACGUGCUGGGUCUGAAUCUGAAGUCUGGAGGAAAAUCUGGACGUUUCCACGGUGACUGAACGUCCUGGACUAUUUAUGGAAAUCAUAUUUAAUAUCAAACUCCUGAGAUUAACUGAACAUGUAAAGUUUUUUUGGGGGGGAAAGAAACUAGAAAUCUUUGUUUGUUAAGAAAUUAUUCAAUAAAAAAAAUGUUUAAUUUUAUCAGCUGCCUCGCUCAGUGUCUCCUCGUCAGUCAGUUGGAGUAUGAGAGUAUUUUCUCCUCUUAGCUUCCUCCGUCAGCGUCCUCUUCGCUCUCUCCUCCUCUGCCAUUAUGUCCGUAGAGGCUGCUGAGCCCGGUUACACUGCCCGCUCU